Messenger RNA from Chlorocebus sabaeus (green monkey), 3657 nucleotides. It is a transcript of the gene CERS3, whose product is annotated as ceramide synthase 3. Gene Ontology annotation, cellular component: membrane. Gene Ontology annotation, biological process: ceramide biosynthetic process. The record is from RefSeq and is a predicted model, not a curated record. NCBI's taxonomy places the organism in Eukaryota, Metazoa, Chordata, Mammalia, Primates, Cercopithecidae. Gene Ontology annotation, molecular function: sphingosine N-acyltransferase activity; DNA binding.
GCAUGAGCCACUGUGCUAGGCCUCUUGCCUUAUUUUCUAAGCUCUCUGGAUUUGGCAUUUUGAGUGAAGGUGAUCAAUGUUAUCCUAAUGUUACAUGUUUGUUUUACUAGCCUAAUGUCUUCUGUUUCCAUUUCUCUAGAAUGUUUUGGACGUUUAAAGAAUGGUUCUGGUUGGAAAGAUUCUGGCUUCCUCCAACAAUAAAGUGGUCAGAUCUUGAGGAUCAUGAUGGACUCAUCUAUGUAAAACCUUCUCAUUUAUACAUGACAAUUCCAUAUGCUUUUCUCUUGCUGAUUAUCAGACGUGUAUUUGAAAAAUUUGUUGCUUCACCUCUAGCAAAAUCGUUUGGCAUUAAAGAGACAGUUCGAAAAGUUACACCAAAUACUGUCUUAGAGAAUUUUUUCAAACAUUCCACAAGGCAACCAAUGCAAACUGAUAUUUAUGGACUGGCAAAGAAGUGUAACUUGACGGAGCGCCAGGUGGAAAGAUGGUUUAGGAGUCGGCGGAAUCAAGAGAGGCCUUCCAGGAUGAAGAAAUUCCAGGAAGCUUGCUGGAGAUUUGCAUUUUACUUAGUGAUCACUGUUGCUGGAGUUGCAUUUCUUUAUGAUAAACCUUGGCUGUAUGACCUAUGGGAGGUUUGGAAUGGCUAUCCCAAACAGCCCCUGCUGCUAUCCCAGUACUGGUACUACAUUUUAGAAAUGAGUUUUUAUUGGUCUCUGUUAUUUAGACUUGGCUUUGAUGUCAAGAGAAAGGAUUUUCUAGCUCAUAUCAUCCACCACCUGGCUGCUAUUAGUCUGAUGAGCUUCUCUUGGUGUGCUAAUUAUAUUCGCAGUGGGACCCUUGUGAUGAUUGUACAUGAUGUGGCUGACAUUUGGCUGGAGUCUGCUAAGAUGUUUUCUUAUGCUGGAUGGACACAGACCUGUAACACCCUGUUUUUCAUCUUCUCUGCCAUAUUUUUCAUCAGUCGUCUCAUUAUUUUUCCUUUCUGGAUUUUAUAUUGCACGCUGAUCUUGCCUAUGUAUUACCUCGAGCCUUUCUUUUCAUACAUCUUCCUCAACCUACAGCUCAUGAUCUUGCAGGUCCUUCACCUUUACUGGGGUUAUUACAUCUUGAAGAUGCUCAACAGAUGUAUAUUCAUGAAGAACAUCCAGGAUGUGAGAAGCGAUGAUGAGGAUUAUGAAGAGGAAGAGGAAGAGGAAGACGAGGAGGAAGAGGAAGACGGUACCAAAGGCAAAGAGAUGGAUUGUUUAAAGAACGGCCUCGGGGCUGAGAGGCACCUCAUUCCCAAUGGUCAGUAUGGCUGUUAGCUGGAAGCCCACGGGACUCCCAUGGCACAGCAUGCUGCAAGGACUGUUGGCAGCCUGGCUUCCAAGCCCCACACAUACCCCAGAUUCUGCCCUUCCCUCUUUCUCACCACCACCUUCCCUCCCACCUAAGAUGUGUUUACCAAAAUGUUGUUAACUUGUGUUAAAAUGUUAAAUACAAGCAUGCCCAGGAAUUUUUACUGCAGUUAGGACUCAGACUGGUCAAAUAUUUCAAAGAUUUCUCCAGAGAACCGUGUCAGUUCUAACUGCGCUCCUUUGUGCAUAUAACUUUCUCAGGGGAUCACUUUGUUAUAGGCCCUUUCACUUUAUCACCUUGCCUGUCCUCGGGACGCUUUCACAAAUGCUAAGUAAUGCCAUUUUUCUCAGGUGUAUUUGGCCACAAAGAGCAGCUUGUUUCUCAAAAAUGAGUUAGAAGUGGCAGUAGGACAGGAGCAGAAGGACCACACCAGGAGACUCUUGCACGUUAUGGACACAUCCUGAAGCUUAGGUGCCUCACCUCCACAGGGCGGUGUCAGUCCCUGCCUGCCACCCUACAAGGUUGCAGUAAGGAUUAAGUGAGAUCACAGAAGUUUAAGUACACACUGUCAACCAUGGUGUCAUCGUGAACCAACCCACUUUGCACUGUUUGGGAGAGAGAAACCUGGCUAAACUUUGCACUGCGUUGGGCCUGAACAAAAGGCAGAAUCUUUAAAAAUUCUUCUUAAAUAACUCUGGAGAUACCUGGAAAUGAAAGUACCGAGAAAGAUGUUCCAUUUUAUUUGCUAACUAUUUAUGCAUCAGUUCCCCAAGGGUCAUUCUCAGAUUCUCCUGAAAUUCUUCUCCCUCAGGACCCUUGGUUCAAGGAAGGAAGUUUAGGCCCUGUUCCUUCCUGUUAUUUGCUGGUCUUUCCCUUUUUUCCUUUCUAGGAGGUAAAUUUCUGUGCUGUUGCCCUGAGCCCUUCUUUCAGGCCAACACAACUACCUGGGGACCUCCACGGGGGAAUGGGAUCCAGGUCAGGCUGCUUGCUGAACCACAUCACCCAGGAGGCCUGAGCCUCUGGGGAGGGCAUGCGUGUGCACUGCCUGACCCAGGGGAGAUCUUGGGAACAGAGGAUGCCGCGUGAUUUCCUCUGGCUUCCAAUCCAAUCAGCCUGUGUCACAGUGAAACAGCACAACACAAAAGUCCAAAAUAUACCCCUGAGAAACAUUUAAGGGCAGGUGUUAGAGUCAGUGCCAGCUCCCUGGGAGGAAGGAUAGGGAUGGGCAGGUCAGUAGCCAGCUUGUCCUCACCCUCCUCAGGGAGGGAGCACUGGGGAAGACUUGCAUACGUCCCUGCCUCCCUUGUGGCCUUGUCACCACAGGGACACGUGUCCUGGGCACAGUGUGCAGGGCUGACCUGGGAGACUUCUCAGGUGGCUGCUAACUGAGGAGAGGGCCAGGCGUUCCCAAGGAAGACCCUCAGUGAAAUCUGCAUCCGCCCUCACCCCCGCCACAGUCUCUCUUAAUGGUCAAAUUUUGUAUAUUCAUCCUAUUUAUUCAGGGGCUCAUAUUAUAAAGCCACAGGAGUGGUCGGCUUGUAGGGACUGGAAAAUCAGCCCCAAGCAGGGCAGCUGCAGGGCCCCUGAGGCCGGAAGGACACUCUGCACAGAACAGACUGCAUUAUUAUUAUUUUUACAUAAAAGUAUACAUUUGAAACCUUAAGGCUAAACAAAAAUAAACAAAAAAUCCUUUAGAAUUCUUUCUGCAACAAAAUAUCUUUUUGAGAAAUUGUUAGAACAGAAAAACAAGGUCAGAUUUUCUCUGUAUAACAUUUGCUUUUAUGAGGACAAUAUCAUAAGCAUUAUAUGUAUAAUAUGAUAUUAUAAAUCAAAAUGCCUGCACCCACUUUAGGGCAUAGCUAUUGAUUUAUUAAUAUUAUAUUAUUAUUAUUAUUAUUUUGGUGGAAGAAGGUCACACUAAGAUAGAUACAAUUUUUUAUGUUUUCAAUUAACGGUAUAUUUUCUUCUUUGCUUAUUUGGUUUCUGCCUCUGUACCCAAUAUCUUCUUGCUUAAGGUAGAAAAGUGUUUGUUUAGCUCUAUCUCCAGUUUGCUUUCUCAUUUGAAUGUUGAAGGUAAAAUUGAUAUACCAGUUUUAACUAUUUCUGAUACAGCUGAAAGCACUAAACCACUUCAUAAGAAGUAGAUACACAUUUUUGUAACACUAUUUAGGGCUUUUGUGGUUAAUUUUAAAGGAAACCACCCUUUCUACAGGAAACAAGGGCUCGGGAUUCUUCCAGAGGACCUUAUAAAAAUGCAGUCUGCGGUGCCAUCAAUAUUGUAACAGUAAUGACUUACAAUAAAACAAAAAGUCCAGUGUA